AUGUCAAACCUUCUCUCUACCGAGCAGCAAGCUCGGGCUGCAAAGGCCUAUGUUCUCCAGGAGCUACGGAAGACUGAUGUUGGGAGCUCAAUUCUCGCAGAGGAAGCAUUCUACGGUCGCCUGGAUAUGAACUUUGUCACCGUCUUCGCCAUCUUUGCAGAAUUGUACGGAUACCGCCACGAUUGUCUUGACCAACUCGUUGAUCUAAUGUUGAUGUGUGGCAAAUCGUGGAUGGAGAGGGAUCCCGAGCUGCAGAAAUUGGACAAGGCGCGAGAACUCGAUCCAGAAUGGUACCUUUCCAACCAGAUGCUGGGCGGUGUUUGCUACGUCGACAGAUACGCGAAGAACCUGGACGGCAUCAGAGCAAAAAUCCCAUACUUUCAAGAACUUGGCUUGACGUAUCUGCACCUCAUGCCCCUCUUCGAGUCUCCAAGGCCGCUCAACGAUGGAGGCUACGCUGUUUCUAGCUAUCGAGAUGUCGAGCCGGCCCUUGGAGAUAUCCACCAGCUCAAAGCACUUGCAACAGAACUUCGCAAAGCCGGGAUAAGCCUAGUGCUUGAUCUGGUCUUCAAUCACACCUCCAACGAGCACAGAUGGGCAAGGAAAGCCGCCGAGGGCGACCAGGAACAUUCGGCCAUGUAUUGGAUAUUUCCUGAUCGGAAUGUUCCAAGUGCCUUUGAGCGCUCGACGCGAGAGAUUUUUCCCGACGAUCACCCCGGCUCCUUUAUACAGUUACCUGACGGUCGAUACGUCUGGAGCACAUUCUAUCACUUCCAGUGGGACCUAAAUUACUCUAAUCCGACCGUCUUCCGUGCCAUGGCCGAAGAAAUGCUUUACCUGGCCAACAUCGGAGUGGACUUCUUUCGCAUGGACGCCGUGGCGUUUAUGUGGAAACAAAUGAACACAGACUGUGAGAACCUCCCAGAGGUCCACAAGCUCCUUCGAGCUUUCAAUGCCCUCUGUAGGAUCGCGGCCCCUUCGGUGUUGUUCAAGUCGGAAGCCAUUGUACACCCCGAUUUUGUCGUACAGUACAUCGAUCGCUACGAAUGUCAGCUCAGUUACAAUCCUCUUCAAAUGGCGUUGACGUGGGAGGCUUUGGCGACACGAGAUGCUUCCAUGCUCACACAAGCUAUCGAACGCAGACACAACAUUGCAAGGGGUUGCGCGUGGGUCAAUUAUGUGCGCAGCCACGACGAUAUCGGCUGGACGUUUUCCGACAGUGACGCGUUGGAGCUUGGAAAGGAAGGUGGUAAUCAUCGUAAAUUUUUGAAUGCUUUCUUUGUCAACAGGCAUCCUGGCUCAUUUGCCAGAGGCGUCCCGUUCCAAGACAAUCCUCGGACGGGCGACUGUCGGAUAUCCGGCACUACCGCAUCUCUGGCAGGUCUCGAGUCUGGUCAGGAUGGCGCACUGGAGCGUAUCCUUCUGGCCUAUUCCGUUGCCAUGAGCACCGGGGGUAUCCCUCUCAUCUAUCUGGGUGACGAAGUCGGUCAAUUGAAUGACUACUCAUACCUAAAUGACCCGGCCAAGAUGGACGACUCUCGUUGGGUCAAUCGACCUUGGUACCCUGAGCAGCGUUACAACGAGCGACACGAUCCCGACACGACAGCUGGGAGAUUGUUUUCUGGCAUGAAACAUCUGAUCCAACUACGCAAGACCACGGAAGAAAUUGCAGGCGGAAGGGCAAUUGGGUUCUACACCGGCAACCCUGCGGUGCUCGGAUAUCAAAGGCCAGGACCGCACUCGAACGUCUUGUGUUUGUGUAACUUCUCCGAUGACCCACAAUGGGUCGGUCGACACAGAUUCAUGGGCAUGCCUCCGACCGCCUACGAUCUUGUCGGUGGCCAUGAUAUCGAGUUGCGAUCAUCAGGCAUCCAGUUGCGGGCGCAUCAAUACGUUUGGCUGAGGUACUAAGUCGGUUCUCCAAUAUUGCCAGCACGUAUGAAAAAUGUCCUUGGACUGGCCUUGCAUGCCACACCCGAUUCCCAAACUGUUAUUGGGUGCUCAGCCUUCGGAAUCAAGGAUCUGUCUCGCCAGUUGGGCCGGCGUGGUCCCAGGUCUCCCGAUCAGCCACUCCAAUAUGUUCGGAUUGCUGUACAGUCCUCUGGUAUUGUAAUACAGGAGCAUCCGCUCCGGACCGUCCUUGUUGAUUUGUGGGGCGUCGCUGGUUCCAAACGAG
Molecule: messenger RNA, 2176 nt
Organism: Exophiala oligosperma
Lineage: Eukaryota; Fungi; Ascomycota; Eurotiomycetes; Chaetothyriales; Herpotrichiellaceae
Exons: 1
Coding region: 1-1911 (636 amino acids)
Biological process (GO): carbohydrate metabolic process
Molecular function (GO): amylosucrase activity
Source: RefSeq, a predicted model, not a curated record